Molecule: messenger RNA, 6068 nt
Organism: Magallana angulata
Lineage: Eukaryota; Metazoa; Mollusca; Bivalvia; Ostreida; Ostreidae
Product: kinase D-interacting substrate of 220 kDa B-like
Exons: 23
Coding region: 101-4513 (1470 amino acids)
Molecular function (GO): protein binding
Source: RefSeq, a predicted model, not a curated record
AAUAAAGCGAAGAAGGGAGAAGAUCAGACAUAGUUUAUUGACACUUUAGGCCUAUUAGGCCUUCUGGUCGACAAAUUCAGUGAGUGUAUAAAGAUUCACCAUGGGGACCUUUAAGACACAGAUGUUAUGGGAGGCCAUCAGAAAAGGAGACCUGACUGGAACGAUAGGUCUCUUGGAGAGUGGGAACAUCAAUCUGGAAGAGCGGGACAGUAAUGGCCAGACGUUCCUGAUGUUGGCCUGUGAAUUUGGAGAACUCAACAUUGUCCGGGAACUCUUGGAGGCCCAUGUGGACCCUAAUGCAGUGGACAUGGAUAACUGGAGUGCCUUGCUCUACAGUGCUAAGGAGGGGCACCUUGAAAUUGUCAUUGAGCUGUUGGAGAGAGGGGCAGACAUUGAGCACAAAGAUCUGUGUAGCUGGACAGCCCUGAUGUGGGCAUCCUACAAAGGGAGAUAUCUGGUGGUCCAGGAACUCCUGGAGAGGGGAGCUAACUGCAACAUCAAAGCGGAGAUGAACAUGACAUGUUUGGCCUGGGCUGCUGGUCGUGGACACACUGAUGUAGUCAAGAUCCUGAUACAGAAGGGGGCCAAAGUCAACACUCCAGAUAAAUAUGGUACAACACCUUUGAUUUGGGCCUGCAGAAAGGGAUACCUGGAGAUUGUGGAAUCUCUGCUGACUGAAGGGGCAAACACCGAUGUGGUGGGAAUGAAUUCUUGGACAGCUCUGUUGGUGGCGGCACGGGGUGGGUUCACUGAGGUGGUGCAUCAGCUGUUAGACUACGACCCCAAUGUCAACGCUGUCGACAAGGAUGGUUUCACCUCAUUGACAAUAGCAGCCAAGGAAGGCUACAAUGAAAUAGCCCAUGACCUGCUCUCCAAAGGGGCCUAUGUCAACAUCAAAGACAGGGCAGGGGACACUAUCCUGAUACAUGCAGUAAAAGGCGGCCAUAUUGAAGUUGUUCGAGCAUUGAUUGAUAAGUAUGCUGAUGUGGAUGAAAUUGGUGCUGAAGGUAAAACAGCUUUGUACUGGGCUGUAGAGAAAGGCUAUGUGGAAAUCUGUAAACUGCUGCUGAGUAAUGAUCCAGACCUGGAGAUAGCUAACAAGGAUGAAGACACCGCCCUGCUGAGAGCUGUCAGAAGUCGCAAUGAGCAGUGUGUCAGGUUGCUGCUGGACAAAGGAGCCAGGGUCGGGGCUGUAGACAAGAGAGGUGACACUGCCCUCCACAUUUCACUGAGGGCCAGAAGCAAGCGAAUCACAGAGCUGCUUCUGCGUAACCCUAGAAACAGUCGUCUGCUGUACAGACCCAACAAGGCCGGAGAGACCCCCUACAACAUCGACGCCUACCACCAGAAAGGGAUCCUCACCCAGAUAUUUGGUCACAGGAACUUGAAUGCCAAUGAUGGGGAGAACUUGCUGGGUUAUGAGGUGUACAGCAGUGCCCUGGCGGACAUUCUGAGUGAGCCCUCUCUGAACACACCCAUCACUGUGGGGCUGUACGCCAAGUGGGGGAGUGGCAAGUCCUUCCUCCUUAGCAAACUUCAGAAGGAGAUGAAAAUGUUUACACGAGCCAACAAGGAGGAACACUUCACUUUCUGCUGGACGUUGUUUAUCAUUCUCCUACUGCUGAACAACAUUGUGGGUCUCACUCUGGCCAUGACUGUGGGGUGGGAAGUUGGCCUAGGGGUGGGGCUGGGACUCUUCCCCGUGAAUUAUGCAUCCUUGGGAGUUUUGCACCUGUUGUGUCAUCGCUACCACCUGAAGUAUGCUAACCGACUGAGUCUGCUGCUGGGAAGGAAGCUACAGGUGACCACUUCUUUGUUACAGGUGCUUUUCAUCAACUCCAAACAUAUGUCGGCAUCCUCCAAAUACAUGGAACCCACUGUCAAGUUCCUGUUCUCUGAGGGCACAAAGCUUACAAGUGUUGGAGGAGAGAAGGCACUAGCAGCAAUGAUAGGAACCUUGGGGGAGGCGCUGGAACGGGAGUAUGGGUCAGUUGUGGCCCGCCUCUUCCGUGUGUUCAAACCUCACCCCGACAAGCCGUACACUGGGCGGUUUAAGACUCUGUGCUGUGUUCCCUACUUUGUGAUCGUUUACCUGGUUUUCCUGGCACUGGAGAUAGGAAUUUUCCUCCUGGUCUCCCACUUUGUCUUCAAACAGUUCACCUAUGAUGAUCCGAUCAACACCAAUACAACAACAGUGUCUGUCUCACACAACCAGGUGGAAGAGUACCCUGCAUUGUUUGGCGUCCUCUUUACCAUCGCUAUCAUUGUCGGGUUAGCAAUAAUAGGUAACAUCUAUACCUGGGGGCAGGCCAUCCUUGCCUUGCUUUCUUCACAGAGAAGACGCAUUAUGAAAGCUGCAGACAGAGUGGACAAGAUUAGGGUGGAUGGUUUGAUGCACAUCUUGAAGUACGAGGUGGAUCUGAUGGCCAAGAUGGUGACCUUCAUGGAUAAGUUUACGGACAGCCAGACGCGACUGGUGGUCAUUGUGGACGGUCUCGACAGUUGCGAGCAGGACAAAGUCCUGCAGGUUCUUGACAUCAUCAAGGCUCUCUUCUCCGAUGAGGACACUCCCUUUAUAACUCUGCUGGCCAUUGAUCCACAUAUCAUCAUAAAGGGCAUCGAGAGUAACAUCAAAACAGCAUUCCAGGACUCUAACGUGAAUGGAUAUGAUUACCUGAGGAACGUGGUCCACCUGCCAUUCUAUCUACAGAGCCAGGGCAUGGCCAUCAAAAAGCAAGACAUGGCUAAGAGCUCCUCAACAUUUGAGGUGUCGGGAAAUCCGGAGUCCCCAUCCAAAUCCAGAAGGGCAUACCAGAACCAGGAAUCUGUAGUGUCGGGAUACUCUCUGGGUGAGAGUUCGGAGAAGUUGCGACAGGGACGACAUUCCAGUGUAAGUCACUCGUACACAUCGUCCAUGGAUCUAACGAAUACGGUCACCAAGACGGACUACUUCAGUGAUGUCAACCCGCGCAGCAUGAGAAGACUGAUGAACAUUGUAGCAAUCACAGGGCGGCUCCUGCGUGCCUACAAUAUUGACUUUAACUGGCACCGCCUGGCGGCCUGGAUCAACAUCAUUGAGCAGUGGCCGUACAGGGUUUCCUGGGUCAUUAUCCACUUCGAGGAGAAUGAGAUUUUAGACAAUAGCACAACACUAUUAUCUUUGUAUGAAAAAGUUGCUGAUAGAAUUCCUGUAUCAAGGGAAGUAGAUCCUUUAUUAGAAAUUGACAGAAACCCACGUAAAAUGGAGGCAUUUCUGGCCAGCAAACUGAGCAAUAAUACUCCACUGAACAUAAAGGAUCUCCGCAAAUUUUUGCCCUGUACCAUCAACCUUGAUCCAUACCUUCGGAAACUUAUAAGAGAGAUGCAGAAAAACAUUGACACUCUACCACAGAAUUUUCCCAUGGGUCCAAGGAACUUCCCACUUCCAGGGGGAGUACCCAUCACCCCAACAAAGCGGCAUGAAGCUCAGAGAAUGGCUCAGCCCCCAUAUAUCCCUGGAGCUUCUAUGUUUGCACCCCACAGAGUGGAUCACAUGGCAGGGAUGCAUGGCAUGGUGCCCUACAACAUGAUGCCCUAUUAUCAGCAAGGAUACAUGGAAGCUCCUUAUGUGCCUGGUAAUGCAGUGUCUUCAGGGAUGGAAAAAACAUCAAAACAGAGUCGGGGAGUGGAUCCAGUAUCUGCAAUCCAGGAUUACUCUGACCAGGCUUUGAGCACAAUGAGUGUGUCAGAGGUAUGUAGCCUGAUGGAGAAAAUCAAAGGCAUCAACCCGCUGCAGGUGAACACUUACAAGACCCGCAUGAUGGACAACAACAUCGGAGGCCUGGUCCUCUCAACCUGCGAUAUAGACGAACUCAGAGAGGUGCUGGCCAUGAAAUUUGGAGACUGGCAGCUGUUUAAAUCAGUUCUCAUUGGCCUUCGACAGAAAGAGAUAGAAAAUGAGGAAGUCAACCAGUUUGAGGCUGGUUUCAAUCAAAAUACAGAUGAGACAGAUGCUCCUUUUGAAUCGACCAACAGCCUGUUCACUGAUGGGAAGUUUGACAGAGCAGACAGAAGUCAGGAAGCCUACACGAGGACAGGGAAGGCAGAUCUACCAGCCCCCAGGAUGACCCGUGUUGACAGUGCCUACCAACAGGUGGCGUUUGAGACAGGGCUGCUGAGGGAAGCCAUGAUAAGCUUCACGGAGGAAGAGGAGGAUGAGGAACAAAUCAAACCAAACGUAUCGUUCUCCGUGGACACCAAGGGGGGUUCACUGGAGGACAUGGAUGAUGGCAUCAACUCUACAGAGAGCCAGCCCCUGCUGCGAGGAAGAAGUCAGAAGUUCAGCGACAGCCGGCGCAAGGAAUCCUUGGGAGUGUUGCAUGAGUCUGAAGAAUCAGAUAGUCCGCCAGCCAUGUUUUAUCUGGAUGAGACUGAAAAUGCUUCCCCCAGAGGAAGUGGAAGGGAAGGGGCUAGUUCUGGGAUUCCAAUGGUCACUUUUCACAGGGGAGAUCACUCAAAGGAGGAACAUGUUUAGUGAUGUUGAUUGUACUUUGUUAAUAUCUUUGAAUCAUUAUUACAUGUAUAAGGAGUUGACUCUAAAUUCAAAACAAAGCAUAAUUAUGUGACAAUGAUUUAUGUUGAUUUUAUUACUAAAAUCUCAUGGAACCUGUAAUGAGAAGCAUAAUAGGUGUGUUUCCGGGAAGGGCAAUUAAAGGUAGAAUACCUAUAAUAGUGAAGAGGCCCGUUCUUUAUUGGAUAGUUUGUAACUUUAACUGUUGUUUGUUAAAUGGAUUUGUUUGUUUAUAUAUACAUGUAUUGCAAAGACACAACUAGAUGUACAGAAAUCUAUAAAGCACCUGUAUGUGUAUCUUAGCUGCAAGACAGUAAUUCACAUUUCAAUGAAAAUUGGAUUGUUUCAGGACCCUCUCGAUACUGCACACUAAUUCCAUGGAACUUUAGGGUAGAGUGAUGUGUUAUUGAUGUAGAAUAGGGAAAAAACUGAAAUACUAAUUGUAUGGUAUGACUUGUAAUUGCUUUUUCUCUAUCUCUCUAUGUUUUGGUAUAUACUAGGUAUGGCAAUCUUUAACUGGUUAACCGAUUACUCGGUCGGAACGAUAGUAACCGGUUACAAAAUUAGUAAUCGGUUAGUCAUAUAAAAUAAAGAUGAUGUAUGUUUUAACGCAAUUUCAAGACAAGAUUUAUUUUUAGUCUUUCGAAACUUUUAUUUAUCCAAGAUAAUUUGAAGACCCUUAGGACCCCAGGGCUCAGCUUUUUGAGCAAAAUUGAUUUGUAGGUGUUAAUUAUAAUGUCUGUUAAAACAACAUGUCACUGCCUUUUUUGUUCAGCUUUUUAUAAAUCAUUAUAAAUUAUAUUAAAACACGACAUCAAUUUAUUACGUAGAAAAAGUAAUUGUCUAAAACAUGUUCUACAUUCAAAAGGAUAAUCAUUUCAAACGGAGGUUUAUACAACAUGUGAUGGACAGACUUUUUUGAGAAGUCGAACUGACUGCAAAUUGCAACAUGGUCACUAAAACUAUUUCAUGACUGUUUGUUUUUUGGUUUUUUUUUAAUAAUCAUCACGAGAUAUCAUUUAAACGAUUAGCAAUUCUGCAAUCGAUUGCCAUUCCUAGUAUAUACUGAUAUUUAAUGCUUAAGAUGUAAUCUUGUAUACUUGGAUUAAUUUGUUUCCAAGAGGAUUUUGAUUGCUGUCUUUCUUCUAGUCUGUAAUACAAUAUUAAGUAAAAUCAGUAGAUAUGUAUUAAAAUACAGAAGAUGUAGAUGUUCACUUUUGUAAUCAUUACAUGUAUGUAAAAUGGCACUACUGGUAGUAGUUGUGUUGCAAAGUAAUGGUAUACUAGUAUAUGUUGCCUAUUUAUAUCGCUGGUGCAUUUUUACAGUGUAUAGUUAAUCCUUUUAUUUGUCAUAAUGGAUACAACUGAUUGUACAGAACUGAGCAACGACCGGACUUAUGUUCUUUCACACAGAACUGUGGUAUGUAAACAUGUAUUUUAUUUAAUCAGGAUAACUGUGAUCGAUCAGUGGAGUAAUGUUAGGUUUUGUGUAUUCACCAAUAAAUCUUUUCAAUCAAAA